AUGGCUAGCCGUGCCUUCCGAAAUGGCAAUGAUCUUUAUCAGGAGGCCACUGUGUCUGAAGAUGCCAUUGGACCGCUGCAGGCUCCAGAGGAAAAAUGCACUGAGAUCAUCACCAGGUCUUACAAUCCUGACAGGAAGUUUUGGCAGCAGGUUCCGAAGUUGCCAGAUGAGAAGCCUCCCAAGAUCCCCAAGGAGGAGAUCAAGAUUGAUAUCUCUGCCCCCCGGGCAAAAGCCAUUGCUCGCUUGGAGAAGGACAAGGUGUCUCUGACCUUGAAAGGUCUGCCAGCAACACCACAGACCGGGAUUACCAAGGUUCCAUCCAUGGAGGGUGAUGAGAAACAGGAUGACAUUGAACCCAAGGUUUCUGGCAAGAGCUCGGGCCGCGGUCGUGGUAAAGGCCGCGGUCGUGGUCUUGCCUGCCGCAGUGACCCCAAGAAGUCAGAGCCAAGUGGCUCAGGUGAUUCUGUCCCUGCAACUGGGUCUUCAGCGGUCUCUGGGUCUUCGGUCCCGGGGUCUUUGGUUCCGGGGUCUUUGGUUCCUGCGUCUUUGGUCCCAGGUCCUUCGGUCCCAGGUUUUGAAGACCCUCCAGUGGCUGCAGCAGCUCACCCCGAGGAAACGACAGCAGCUCAGCCCAAGGCCAAGGCCAAGGCCAAGGCCAAGGCCAAGGUCAAGGCCAACAGCAAAGCCAAGGCCAAGGCCAAGGCCAAAGGUGCAAGAGCAGCCCGAAACACCAAGGGCACUUUCGCUGGCCGGCGUCCCCCAAGCAACCCUCAGAAGCUCGCGGUUUUCCUGAAAAUGAAGGAGUUGUACCAUGAGACCAAAUCCAAGCCCAUUCCUGGUGACCGGAAGAGGAAAGGAAAGGGCGCCAGUGAAACCCAAGGAGAGUACUGGGGAUUCAUGCAGCAGAAGAUGGCUGAGUUGGCAAAGGAAGGUGUCCAAGGAGGUGAACGCAUGAAGUUGGCAGCAAAGGCUUGGAAGGAACGCCCUGGCAAUGAAGGCAAGAGCAAAGCCAGUGCCAAGGCCAGUGCAGAGGUUCCAAAACCCACAGAGGGGACGAAAUGGAUCUUGUUUCAUGGCACAACAGAACCUGUGCGCUUGGACAUGCUCACCAGUGACCAAGAGCUGAUGUUGGAGAAUGGCACGCCGCAUGUCUAUGUGGAGGCACCUGAGCACUGA
Molecule: messenger RNA, 1176 nt
Organism: Cladocopium goreaui
Lineage: Eukaryota; Dinophyceae; Suessiales; Symbiodiniaceae
Source: the annotation of a GenBank genome assembly